Chrysemys picta bellii (western painted turtle) is the source of this 3632-nucleotide messenger RNA. RefSeq names its product protein phosphatase 1 regulatory subunit 3E (gene PPP1R3E). The record is from RefSeq and is a predicted model, not a curated record. Gene Ontology annotation, biological process: regulation of glycogen biosynthetic process. Gene Ontology annotation, molecular function: glycogen binding; protein phosphatase 1 binding. NCBI's taxonomy places the organism in Eukaryota, Metazoa, Chordata, Testudines, Emydidae. Gene Ontology annotation, cellular component: protein phosphatase type 1 complex.
GCCAGCUGUUUCUUAUCAAUUCGUUUUGCCUUUCAGAGCUGCACUUUGCAUCGUUCCUGGUGCUGCUAUUUCUGUAACAGAUCGGAUAGGAAGAGUGGUGCAGCAGUGCACUGUAAUGCUACCACUGGGGAAACCCUACCGCUUGUUUUUAGAUCAUAUCCUGAAGGAAAGACCCCGAAUAGGAGCAGGAGGAAAAGGGUGGAUGGAAGAACCUUGAAAACCUGGGAAGAGGGGGGAUGAUAGCGGGAUAGAGGACAAGGGAGACGGUGGGAGGGAAGACAUGACGGGGCGGAGAGCAGAGUAGCGAUGAGACAGGAUGACACAGGGACGGAGAUGCGUAUUUUGCUGCAUGACUCCAGUGCGUCAGCAACGGAUAGGGAGCCGGAGCGCGUCACAGACAGUCUCUCCCCAAAUCUUAACGGAUACCGCAGUGCUACCGGUAUAACGCAGGCACAUGCAGCUGCCUGGGAACAGAUCCCGGCAGCAUCAUACGCUAGGGUCCGUCCGGUAAAGCAGCAGGAGGAGGAUCGGCUAAAGCUCCGAGAUAAUCGGGCAUCAUCAUUUCCUAGACCCCGACCAGACCCAGCAGCUGGAGCGCGGAGAGCAGCAGCAUAGAGGAGACUCUGCCGGGCUCGCGGACCAGCACCAUGCACUAGGCUCGAACCGAGCCCCCGCUGGCAUCAUGCACUAGGCUGCACAACACAAGCGGCAGAGCGGUGGGGCCGCUGAGCUUCGCGGAAGAGCCAGCGGCAGCCGCAGGAACGGAGAGCUCUGGGCAUGCAUUAGACUUGGGCUCAGCCCUAGCAGCAGCCGCCCCGCUCAUCCUAGUCGCCCUCUCGCCCCCCAUGGAUAAGGCGACCUCGCUGCACACUUCAGUGCCCACGCCUCCCCCUCGGCUCUACCUGCCUCGCAACUUCAGCUGCAGCGCCUGCCUCUAUGGCAGCCUGGCCGAGCACUGCAAGGGGGACUGCAGCCCGGAGCGCGAAGGGGAGCCGUCUCCCACGCCGGUGGUCCGAGAAGCGGCAGCCGCCGGAGAGAAGCCGCAGCCUUCCCGCGGCCGGGAGCCCUCGGUGCCUCCUGUGCCCCCCAGCCCCACGCUGCGCCGGCGAGCCAAGUCGCUGCCCACGCCCGGCGAGCGCAGCCUGCGGCCGGCCUUGCAGCAGAGCCCGUCCCGCAGGAAGACCGUGCGCUUCGCCGACUCGCUGGGCCUGGAGCUCAUCUCCGUGCGCCACUUCUGCGAAGCCGACCUGCCCCAGGUGCCGGUGCCGCUGCCCCUCCCGGCCCGCGCCGCCGACCUCUUCAAGACCAGGAAGCCGCCGGCGCUGGGCGAGCUGGAGCCGGUGCUGUUCGGGCCGUCGCCGCUGUUGGAGCCCCUCUUCCCGCCGCAGCCCGGCGCCAGCCCCGGCUUCGCGGAGCGGGUGCGGCGGCACAAGGUGAAGCUGGAGUGGGUGCGGGCCGAGCCCGCCGGCCUGCGCGGCGCCGUGCGCGUCCUCAACCUGGCCUACGAGAAGGCCGUCUCCGUGCGCUACACCCUCAACCGCUGGGUCAGCUGCGCCGAGGUGGCGGCCGCCUACCUGUCGCCGGGCCCCGCCGACGGCCUGACCGACCGCUUCUCCUUCCACCUGCCGGCGGCGGCCGCGGGGGGCACGCUGGAGUUCGCCGUGCGCUACCGGGUGGCCGGCACCGAGUACUGGGACAACAACGAGGGGCUCAACUACCGGCUGCGGGGCCGCCAGCGCGCAGCUCGGGCCGCCACUUCCCCGAACGAGGAGCCCGAUGGCGGCGCCUGGAUCCACUUCAUCUGAGCGGCCUGCGGCUGGACCGUGGGGCGUCGCCUGCUCUCUCCCGGGGAGAACCGAGCUCCCUCGCCCCCUUCCCUCCCUGACCCAGGCCACCCUCGCCGCCUCAGCACCCUUCCCUGACCCGGCAGCCUUGCCGGUUCAGCGGCUGCUGGGCGCGUUUCUCACAGGCCGUGCGGUUGGGGGAGGAAUUUCCCGCCAUGAAUGUGACCGGGCCCCCUGGAGCAUCGAGCGGGUAUCGUGUUAGAACCCACGGGGCUGGCCCAGGUACAUCCAGCCCGCCAAGGAUUCUAUGGCCGGGGACUGGGGAAUAGGAGCAAGCAAGUACGGUUUGGCAGGUCCAUCCAAAUCUCUUUUCUAUUCCACUAAAAAUUGUACUCGGUAUACUGAGCUUUUCUACGAGAUCUUGGGGGAUCUGAGAUAGUUUUCAAUGUUAUCUACAGUUAUCCUCUUCUGCCUUGUCAUUUAUCCGCUCCACUGUAAUCUUGCCACUUUUCUCACAGAUAUAGUUUGCCCUGCAGUUAGUCACAGUCUCUUAGUUUUAAAAUGCUUGUUUAUAUUUCACUAGAAGAUAUUUUUUGAAUUCUGUUUACAAAUAAAUAUAAAUUAUUUAUAUUUUCUAUUUAACUAACUUUAUUUAGGGGAAAACAUUUCAAACUUCUUUGCAAAAGCAAAGCAUAAGAAGUGUGCAAGUCCUAUACUGUAAUUUGUGAGUUCCACCAUAUCUUCCACCUCAAGUUUGCUACAUUUUUGUUGUUAUAAUAGAAGUUGUUGUAAAGUACGGAUUGGACAAUUGCAGAAUAAUCUGUAGCGAACUCUAUUUAUAUGGCCUCUAGCUGCUAGUCAUCACUGGGAACCUGGAGGGCAAGCAAGCCAGCUCCAGUGACUUGGAGAUCAAGUCCAGCUCUCAUUAAAAUUGAUGGGACUUGGAUCAGGGCCUAGAAGCAUAGAGGACAAAUAUGAUAAUGAGCCUGAUCCUGCAUCCCUAGCUCACUGGAGUAGUCCUACUGAAGUAAGCCCCCAAUCCAGCAAAUUCAUAAACAGUUUGGACCCCUGCUCAAUGCCCCAUUGAUGUCAGUGUAGUUUUAUGUGGGCAUAGGAAUCCACUCAGGUGUGUUACUUUGCCAGAUUGGGACUUCACUUCAGUGAGCAAAUACUACAGUAUUGGGCCCAAACCAAUGCUGAGUGGUGGAGCCCAGAAGAUCCUUUGCGUGGGUUUAUUUCUCAAGCUACAAAAAUAAUUCAAUUUAAAAUAAAGUUUUUAAUUUUAGAACUUUGUUUUAUCUAUUGAAAAAUGUUUAGAAGAGUGCUGAGAAAGCAAAAUACUGUUAAGUGUCAAUUCCACUGUGUCCACGCAGUCCAUUGCACUGUGAUUUGUGCAUUAAAACACAGUCAGUUAAGGAUUAGAUUUUCAAAUACACAAAUUGGAUGUGCUUGCAAGUGUAAGUCCAAAUGCAGUCUUUCAAGUCUAUGUUUGCAUACAGAAUAUGCAUCCUCAUAUCAGGCACAUGAAAAUUGGCACAUGUGAAAAUCUAGGCUACAAACCUCCAUCCUUGGUGUAACCAGUUUGGUAUUAAAUAGUUUUUAAUUGUAUAUACGUUUUGACAAAUGUUGGAGAAUGUAACUGGUUUUCAAAAACGUGUGUUCAAUUGAUAUUUGUUUUAAAAACUACAUAAUACAUUUUUUGUAAAUAUUUAUGUAAAAAUCUGAUGUGGCUCAGUGGGACCGCUCACAUUAGUAAAGCUACUUGCAUGCAUAUUUGCAGGAUUGAGUCGUUAAAUCCCACUGAAGCAAAUGGGGAUUUGCCUGAAUAAAAAAUGAGAUUUGAACCCA